AUGCAGUGCGUGGAGAAGAUGCAGCGAGUGGAGAAGACGCAGUGCGUGGAGAAGAGACGGAGAGCGGAGAAGACGCAGAGAGCGGAGAAGACGCAGAGUGUGGAGAAGACACAGAGAGUGGAGAAGACGCAGAGCGUGGAGAAGACGCAGUGCGUGGAGAAGAUGCAGUGCGUGGAGAAGAUGCAGAGAGUGGAGAAGACGCAGAGAGUGGAGAAGACGCAGAGCGUGGAGAAGAUGCAGAGAGUUGAGAAGACGCAGAGUGUGGAGAAGACACAGAGAGCGGAGAAGACGCAGUGCGUUGAGAAGAUGCAGUGCGUGGAGAAGAUGCAGAGAGUGGAGAAGACGCAGAGAGUGGAGAAGACGCAGAGAGUGGAGAAGAUGCAGAGAGUGGAGAAGACGCAGUGCGUGGAGAAGAUGCAGUGCGUGGAGAAGAUGCAGAGAGUGGUGACGACGCAGAGAGCGGAGAAGACGCAGAGAGUGGAGAAGACGCAGAGCGUGGAGAAGACACAGAGAGUGGAGAAGAUGCAGAGGGUGGGGGAAGACGCAGAGAGCGGAGAAGACGCAGAUAGUGGCGAAGACGCAGAGCGUGGAGAAGAUGCAGAGAGUGGAGAAGAUGCAGAGCGUGGAGAAGAUGCAGAGAGUAGAGAAGAUGCAGAAAGUGGAGAAGAUGCAGAGAGUAGAGAAGAUGCAGAGAGUGGAGAAGACGCAGAGCGUGGAGAAGACACAGAGAGUGGAGAAGAUGCAGAGAGUGGUGAAGACGCAGAGAGCGGAGAAGACGCAGAGAGUGGAGAAGACGCAGAGCGUGGAGAAGAUGCAGAGAGUAGAAAAGAUGCAGAGAGUGGUGAAGACGCAGAGCGUGGAGAAGACACAGAGAGUGGAGAAGAUGCAGAGAGUGGUGAAGACGCAGAGAGCGGAGAAGACGCAGAGAGUGGAGAAGACGCAGAGCGUGGAGAAGAUGCAGAGAGUAGAGAAGACACAGAGCGUGGAGAAGAUGCAGAGAGUAGAGAAGACGCAGAUAGUGGCGAAGACGCAGAGCGUGGAGAAGAUGCAGAGAGUGGAGAAGAUGCAGAGCGUGGAGAAGAUGCAGAGAGUAGAGAAGAUGCAGAGAGUGGAGAAGAUGCAGAGAGUAGAGAAGAUGCAGAGAGUGGAGAAGACGCAGAGCGUGGUGAAGACGCAGAGAGUGGAGAAGAGGCAGAGAGUGGAGAAAACGCAGAGCGUGGAGAAGACACAGAGAGUGGAGAAGAUGCAAAGAGUAGAGAAGAUGCAGAGAGUGGAGAAGAUGCAGAGAGUAGAGAAAACACAGAGCGUGGAGAGGAGGCAGAGAAGACGCAGUGUGUGGCGAAGACACAGAGAGUGGUGAAGACACAGGGAGUGGAGGAGACACAGAGAGUGGUGAAGACACAGAGAGUGAUGAAGACACAGCGGAGAAUACACAGAGAGUGGAGAAGACACAGGGAGUGGAGGAGACACAGAGAGUGCGGAGAAUACACAGAGAGUGGAGAAGACACAGAGAGUGGUGAAGACGCAGAGAGUGGUGAAGACACAGAGAGUGGAGGAGACACAGAGAGUGGAAGAGACACAGAAGACGCAGAGGGUGGCGAAGACACAGAGAGUGGAGAAGACACAGAGAGCGGAGGAGACGCAGAGAGUGGAGAAGACGCAGAAGACGCAGAGGGUGGCGAAGACACAGAGAAUGAUGAAGACACAGCGGAGAAUACACAGAGAGUGGAGAAGACGCAGAAGACGCAGAGGGUGGCGAAGACACAGAGAAUGAUGAAGACACAGCGGAGAAUACACAGAGAGUGGGGAAGACGCAGAAGACACAGAGAGUGGAGAAGACACAGAGAGUGGAGAAGACACAGAGAGCGGAGGAGACGCAGAGAGUUGAGACGAGAGAGUGUGAGGAGAAGACGCAGAGAUCUGAGAAGGCAUUCUAAUAAUUAG
Molecule: messenger RNA, 1944 nt
Organism: Haliotis rufescens (red abalone)
Lineage: Eukaryota; Metazoa; Mollusca; Gastropoda; Lepetellida; Haliotidae
Product: spore wall protein 2-like
Exons: 2
Coding region: 1-1944 (647 amino acids)
Source: RefSeq, a predicted model, not a curated record